Molecule: messenger RNA, 776 nt
Organism: Paramormyrops kingsleyae
Lineage: Eukaryota; Metazoa; Chordata; Actinopteri; Osteoglossiformes; Mormyridae
Product: corticoliberin-like
Cellular component (GO): extracellular region
Molecular function (GO): hormone activity
Source: RefSeq, a predicted model, not a curated record
AAUUAUUUUAUGACUCAUCUAUUUUAAUUCCCCUUGUUCAUUCAGGUAUUUACCAGCGCUCGUCUGCGCAGGCGCCGAAUACCAACUCAGCGCAUCCUUUUUGCUACAGGUCUAAGCUAUAAAAGUCAAGUAGCCACCCUUUGCUUUGAAUGCGUCUUGUAAAAGGUUUCUUGAUAGACCACAAUCAAAACCAGGAAAAGCCACAUUUCAACGAAUCAACAUCGCCUUCCAGGGACUAAUUUACUAUAACGGCGAGCUCAGAUUCCCAACGACUCCUUGAAAUGAAGCUCAAUUUCUUUAUUUCCACCGUGAUUCUGCUCGUUGUCUUUCUACCACGCUAUGAAUGCAGAGCCGCUGAAAUUCCGGGCGCUGCGCAACCGGCGCCUGGUCCUCAGUCUGAUCUACAGCAGCAAUCUCUUCCUAUCCUUUUGCGAAUAGGAGAGGAGUAUUUCAUUCGGCUCGGAAAUCAGAACCCUCUGGUUCCGAAGCCGAAGACGCCCCUCGAUUCGUCUUCACCAACCACCAACCGAGCCCUGCAGUUGAACCUCACGCAGCGUCUCUUGCGAGGAGAAGUUGGAGACAUCGCUCGGUUCGUGAGCGGCUACGCAAAGCAACUUGAUGACCCGAUGGAGAAAGAGAAGCGGUCUGAUGAAGCUCCAAUUUCAUUAGACCUGACCUUCCACCUCCUCCGGGAAGUGCUGGAGAUGGCACGGGCUGAACAGUUAGCCCAACAAGCGCACAGCAACCGGAAAAUGAUGGACAUUUUUGGGAAAUAG